Molecule: messenger RNA, 1480 nt
Organism: Onychomys torridus (southern grasshopper mouse)
Lineage: Eukaryota; Metazoa; Chordata; Mammalia; Rodentia; Cricetidae
Gene: Prickle4
Product: prickle planar cell polarity protein 4
Exons: 7
Coding region: 1-1209 (402 amino acids)
Molecular function (GO): zinc ion binding
Source: RefSeq, a predicted model, not a curated record
AUGAGGAAACACUGGGAGCUACUGCCUAUGCUUCCUUUGAGCACUCAGCAGGGCGAUCUGGUACAGGCCAGAGAAGCUGGGGAAGGCAGACUGCCACCAGUGUCAGUUCGCAAUUCUGACUGGUCCCUCCAACAGGACAGCUCUAUGUUCAGGGAGCCAGAUCCACCAGUCAACUCAGUCAGUGACUCAGGCCACCAGCCAAUGGAGGGCUAUGAGGAAACCUCUCUUCAGGUUCCUCCAGGCUCAAGCUUGGGCCUGCCUUGCCUGGAUAUCAAGCAAGCCUCAAACUGGCCUGGGUUUCAGAACCUCCUUCAGCAGCUUCCUCCACAGGACAGUGAUGAGCGCUACUGUCUGGCCCUAGCAGAGGAGGAGCUGGUCCAACUGCGAUUCUUCUGUGCCCAGCGGAAGCAGCAAUCCCUAGGGCAGGGGGUGGCCCGCCUGCUGCCUCCCAAGCUUGAAGGAUACACCUGUGAGAAGUGCAAGAAGCUGCUGAAUCCAGGAGAGUACGGGGUGUUUGCGGCCAGGGCUGGUGAGCGGUGCUGCUGGCACAGACCUUGUUUUGCUUGCCAGGCCUGUGGUCAGGCCCUGAUAAACCUCAUCUACUUUUACCACGAUGGGCAUCUCUACUGUGGCCGCCAUCAUGCAGAGCUGUUGCGACCUCGAUGUCCUGCUUGUGACCAGCUGAUCUUCUCUCAGCGCUGCACCGAGGCCGAGGGACGGCGCUGGCAUGAGAACCACUUCUGCUGCCAAGACUGCGCCGGGCCUCUGGGUGCAGGACGUUAUGCCCUGCCCGGAGGCAGUCCCUGCUGCCCCAGCUGCUUCGCGAGCCGCUACCAGAGUGCAGGCCCUAGCUCAGUGGGGGCACUGGAAGGGCAAGCGUCCCUUGGGGAAACAAGACCCGAUCCAAGCAUCAGCUGGAACUGUGCCUCCUCGGAUGACAAAAUCACCUCCCGAGCUGCGCUUCCCUCUACAGUCGCUAGCCCCACCCUAGAACACCGGAGCGGGGCGUCCAAAAGGCAGGACCGAGGCCGCCCACAGACGCCCAGAAACCCCAAAGAUGACAGCCCCUGCCCUACCUGCUCCUCUUCCUCCGAGUCGGAACCCGAAGGUUUUUUCUUCGGCCAGCGCCUUCCAGGUCCCUGGAAGACCCCCGAAAACCUCCAGGCAGGUGACAGAGACAUCUCCAGGAAGCACUGCACCAUUUGUUAGUGGCGCGGCCCAGAGAUGGGGUAGAGGGAUGGGGGACCUGUAAACAGGAUAACCAGACUGCUGUGUAAAAGACCCUGGACUGGAGGCAGGCACGCGGGACAGUCCCACCCACACGGCACACUCUCUAACCUGGAGAAAACUUUCUUGGGGACACACCACUGCCCAGAACUUCCUGGGUGAGCCAGCCCCUAUCCCCUCGCGCUUAGCCCCACCGUCAGCACCUUGCUUAAACUAACCGAGUGGUGGAACAGCGCGGCUAACGGGCUCCAGG